Messenger RNA from Octopus bimaculoides (California two-spot octopus), 2314 nucleotides. RefSeq lists its product as uncharacterized. Gene Ontology annotation, cellular component: nucleus. NCBI's taxonomy places the organism in Eukaryota, Metazoa, Mollusca, Cephalopoda, Octopoda, Octopodidae. The record is from RefSeq and is a predicted model, not a curated record. Gene Ontology annotation, biological process: regulation of transcription by RNA polymerase II; embryo development. Gene Ontology annotation, molecular function: RNA polymerase II transcription regulatory region sequence-specific DNA binding; DNA-binding transcription factor activity, RNA polymerase II-specific.
AAGGGAAAUAAUUAGCACACCUUAAAACAUUAAUCAAUUUCAAUCUUAUUCCUCUCAAGCACUUGUUCAUUGCUGUUUAUCUGAUAACGAACAUCAGCUGACAUUCACAUUUAAAAUUUUUAAAUUCAGAUGUCUCAAUAAUAUUUACACUGCUUUAGAUACUGAAGAAUGCUAUUGUACAGAACAAAUAGACCCAUGUUUAUAUAAAUUCAUUUGUACAAUUACGUGUAUUUCCUGUGAACUUAGAUUAACAGCAGAAUUCCUCUGCUCAAAAGACUGCAGCAUGUGCAAAAUGGCUCUGCUUUCUAAUUAAUCUUGGACAAAUUUACAAAGUAGUUCUCAGCAUCUAGCAGAAGGAAUAUUUGUUUGGAGUAUAAUAUAAAAGAAAACAAGAAAUAUAUCCAUAUUUUGAAGGGAGAGAAGGAAAAAUAUGGAAAAUGAAUUCUGUGGCAACAAUGUUCAGAAUAAAACAGAACCUGAAAUGAGUGAUUUUCAUGAUGAAAUACUGCAAAAAAUAAGAAAGACAUCAUACAAAACAUCUCAUAAAAGUGUCUUAUCUAUUCACAAAUGUAUUCGUGUGGGCGAAAGAACAUAUCAUUGUAAUAUCUGUGGUAAAUCAUGCUCUACAAGUAGUAACUUGACUACUCACAAACGUAUUCAUACAGGAGAGAAGCCAUAUUGCUGUGAUAUUUGUGGUGAAUCGUUUUCUCAAGGAAGUAACUUAAUUAAACAUAAACGUAUACAUACAGGAGAAAAACCAUUCCACUGUGAUAUCUGUGGCAGAUCAUUUUCUGAUACAGGCAACUUAACUGUACACAAGCGCAUUCAUACAGGAGAAAGACCGUAUCACUGUGAUAUCUGUGGUAAAUCUUUUUCUGCAAGUAGUGAUUUAACGAAGCACAAACGCUUUCAUACAGGAGAAAAGCCAUAUCGCUGUGAUAUUUGUGGUAAAUCAUUCUCUGGAAGUAGUGAAUUAAUUAGACACAAACGCAUUCAUACAGGAGAGAAACCAUACCAGUGUGAUAUGUGUGGUAAAUCAUUUUCUCAGACAGGUAGCUUAACUACUCACAAACAUAUUCACAUGGAAGGGAAGCUGUAUCACUGUGAUAUCUGUGGUAAAACGUUCUCUUUAAGUAAUAAGUUAAGAAACCAUUUACUUAUCCAUGCAGGAGAAGACCCCUUUUGCUGUGAUGUCUGUGGUAAAUCAUUCUUUUUCAGAAAUCAAUUCACCACUCACAGACAUAUGCAUAGAGGAGAGAAACUAUAUCAGUGUGAUAUUUGUGUUAAAUCUUUCUCUGUAAUUGCCCACUUAACUUCUCACAAACGUGUUCAUACAGGAGAGAAGCCAUAUCAGUGUGUUAUCUGUGGUAAAUCAUUCUCUCUAAGUGGUGACUUAAGUAAGCACAAACGUACUCACACAGGAGAGAAGCCAUAUCACUGUGAUAUAUGUGGAAAACAAUUUGCUGUCACUAGUCACUUAACUACUCACAAACGCAUUCACACAGGUGAGAAGCCAUAUCAUUGUGACAUCUGUGAUAAAUCUUUCUCACGAAAUCAUCAUUUGUCUGCACACAAAAACAUUCAUUCAAGAGAAAAACUAUAUCACUGAUAUCUAUGGCAAAUGAUUGUCUUAAAAGGUUGAGAUUUAACUAUACACAAACACAUUCAUAUAUAAUUCAUAUCACUGGUAUUAGUGUUAAAAUCAUUCUUUCAGUGACAUAUUAACUACUCAUAAGUACAUUUAUACAAAAAAGGAAGCAUACUACUGUGGUAAAUGAUACUCUAUUUGGAAUCACUUUACUACAUGUGUUUGUAUUCGUUCAAACUAUUUAAACAAUAAAUUAGAGCAACAAAGGUAGUAUUAAUAUAGCCUCUGAUGUGCAUAAAAGCACAUCUUAGCUAUUGCCAGCAGAAGACAAUCACUGCUACUUCUGCUGUUCAGACUAUGAUUGAAAAGGUGAUAUGAGGCCGAAACAACCUGAUUUGGUAGUCCAAGCAGCUGAAGUAGUGGUGAUUGUCUACUGCUGGCAAUAGGUAUGACGUGCUUUCAUGCACCAAAUAACCAUAGAGUUUUUUCUCUUGGUAUACAUAGCAGUCUUUGUUCUAAUGCAAUUAAGUGAUGAAUAUUUUAAUUAUUUAAAGAAUUUGUGUGUUACUAUAAAUACUUGUAUACUGGAAGGAAAAAAUAACUGAUAAUUUCCCCACAAUUCAUUUAACUAUAGUGAUAUCAACUUUGAAGAGAUAACCGAACAUUAUUAUGUUUUUAAUAAAAAGAUUCUUUCUAAAUACUUGUGUACAUAUUUUUUUGAAUGAA